UAACUCAACACUGCUGCAACCUCAAGAAACACUCGCCGGAGGCCGGGGGAGAACAGAUCAUUAUCUGCACCACGCCCCGUCAGAGAGUUCAUCUGCCUGCUCGUGUUCACAUGUGCGAGGACACACAGAUGUCAGAGCCUCCAAAGUGCUGCAUCUGUCUGGAUGAGUUCACCAGCCCCACGUCCCUCCCCUGUGGACACUGCUUCUGUCUGGCCUGUAUAGGAGAAUACUGGAGGAUCAGUGGUUCCUGUCAGUGCCCGCUCUGCAAGGCCUUCUUCCCCACCAGACCCCAGCUCGAGACACAGCCCACCACACGGAGCCAGGACGGGGCUGCACCUUUAAAAGCCGGCGAGGUUCCCUGUGAUUUCUGCCCUGCGAGGCGUCGUGCAGUCAAGUCCUGCCUGGUGUGUCUGGCCUCCUACUGUGAUGCUCACCUGGAGCUGCACUACCAGAGGGAGGACCUUGGGCGUCAUCUUCUGAUCAGUGUGGCGAAGAACCUGGAGGAGCCUGUGUGCAGAGUGCAUGGGAAGCCAUUAGACAGGUUCUGCAGGAGCGACCGGACAUGCAUCUGUGCCAUGUGUGCCCAGACAGAACACAGGGGCCAUCACAUCAUUCCGAUUAACAAAGAGGCUGCAAAGAAGAAGGUUAAAUUAAAGCGGAUGACGAUGAAACUCCAGCAGGUUAUUCAAGACAGACUGAGUCACGUCGAGAAUCUAAAGGAGACGAGGACACAAAGCAGAGAGCUCAUCAAACAGCUGGAGGGAGAAAUCUGUGAGCUGCGGAGGAAACACACUGAGGUGGAGCAGCUUUCACAGACUGAAGACGACCUCCACUUCCUGCAGAGAUUUCUCCUCAUAAUGACCUGAGGAAGACGUGGGACGAUGCUUCAUACAGACCCCUGGAACAAGUUUACUCUAAUAUUCUGAUGUGAAAAUGUAAAAUAAAAGACCAGGAUGCCGGGAUUGGCACCUUUUUUAAUUCAAUAAACAUUUGAAAAAAACGACAGAAGGAGCGAACAGCACGGUUCCCAAAUCUCUUCGUGAGCUUUUUCUCUGGAGGACCAAAGCAAAAACUGAGGUUUUCUCCUUCUAUCGUUUGGUGAAAUGUUUAAACACUGAU
Messenger RNA from Paralichthys olivaceus (Japanese flounder), 1119 nucleotides. Its product is annotated as E3 ubiquitin-protein ligase TRIM47-like. Lineage: Eukaryota; Metazoa; Chordata; Actinopteri; Pleuronectiformes; Paralichthyidae. The record is from RefSeq and is a predicted model, not a curated record. Gene Ontology annotation, molecular function: zinc ion binding.